Molecule: messenger RNA, 4224 nt
Organism: Bemisia tabaci
Lineage: Eukaryota; Metazoa; Arthropoda; Insecta; Hemiptera; Aleyrodidae
Gene: DCTN5-p25
Product: Dynactin 5, p25 subunit
Cellular component (GO): dynactin complex
Source: RefSeq, a predicted model, not a curated record
CUGAGUUGUGGUCGGCCGCGGGAUAAGUGAUAAGACCCGAAUCUUGUUGGGAAAGUUGUGGUUUGCAGCAAGUCAGAUCUCCGCUAAUCUAAUCGGAUCUUUUUCGCUCUCUAGUUUCUUAUCUUGCACACAUUUUUAAUCACUAUUUGAGUCUGUGUAUCAUGUAAGCUUCAGUCAAGAUGUGAUCGUGGAAAAGGUCUCUCGAAUAAAUGGAAACUGCUACGCAGAUUUGCGUGCAGAUCCACCGUGUUAUCAUUUCGUGAAAAUCUCUCAAUCUCCUCAAUUUUAAGUAUUUGUCAUCUGUGAAAUUUAUUCAAGAAAUAUGGAACUGCCUGAUGUGUUCUACAACAAGCCGAGCUAUGUUGAAAUGGCUUCGGGCAACAAAGUCAGUCGACAGACUCUGCUGUGUGGAUCACAAAAUAUUGUUCUCAGCGGAAAAGUCAUCAUCCAAAAAGGGGCUAUAAUGAGAGGUGAUCUAGCUAAUGUUAGAACUGGUCGAUACUGUAUUUUAAGCGAGAACUCUGUGCUACGACCACCAUUCAAAAAAUUAACUAAAGGGGUUGCCUUCUUCCCUCUGCACGUUGGUGAUCACGUAUUCAUUGGAGAAAAUUCUGUAGUCAAUGCCCUUCAAGUCGGAUCAUGCACGUAUAUUGGGAAGAACUGUGUUGUUGGUCGGAAUUGCGUAUUGAAAGACUGUUGUUACGUUGAAGACAAUACAGUAUUGGCUCCAGACACAGUGGUCUCCUCGUUUACAAAGUACGGUGGAUCUCCAGGCAAAUGCGUAGCGGAACUCCCUGAAUGUAUGCAAGAACUCAUGACUGAUUUCACCGUGAAUUAUUAUAAACAUUUUGUACCAGAAAAAAUCUAAAAUCGGGACAGGAAACUUUCUUGUCAAUGAUUUCUCUUAAAGAUCACCAAUGAUGGGCUCUGGGCCUUGCUGCUAUUUUUUAAGAACAAAAAAAUGAGGAGUGCAGACAUUACCUAUGUUUAAGUGGAAUUUACAAGUGCAAAAUGUCAUUUCGCUUCUAAAAAAUGUCUAGGCUUUAUAUUGCUUGAUUAGCUUUUAACUGUAAGUCUAACUAUCCAGGUAUCCAUGAUUUCCAGCGAAGAAAUAAAAGUUAGGUCAACAUUCUCUUGUACAUAGCGACAAGAGAAUCCAGAUCACCUAUCCAUUAGUCAUUGAUUAAAAGCAUAAAUCUAAACAAGGCAAAUUCUAUUUGUUAGGCAGUGAUGUUAUUUCGAACUCUAAUUUGAAGUCAUAAGUCUCGUUAGAAAGUCGGUGACUUUCUGAAGUUUCUACCUGAGUUUUUGGUGUUGCUGGCAAGUGCCUUGCAGAUGUUGGAAGCCACUGUCUAACAAGUAGAAUUUAUCAAUAGGUGUUAAUUGAGUCAAUGAUCAGGUUUUGAUGUACAGAAAGUUUUAACUUUUUGGCAGUAAAGUUACUUCAGUGUUGCCCAAAUUAUAUCGGUUUUCUCCACAACCAUUUAAUAGCUUUUUGACGCAGAAAACUUUGAGACCAAUGCUGAAAGCUAUUGUCAAAAAGAUGAAAUUUUUACUAUUUUCUCAAUUGAUUCUUAUAAAAGAAUUUAAAAACUAUUCAUCAUCAACAAACCUGUUCAUAAAAUACAGUAUUUAUGAGGUUUUGAGAAAUUAAAAGCUAAUCAACAGAGUAGAAAUUCACUCCCAGCAACCAAAAGAUGAACAUCGUCAUGAUUUUUAAUCAGCAUCUUUUCUUACGGAGCAAAACUGCCGAAUUUUCUUUGGUGGGUUGUUUUUAAUGAAUUUUUACCAAGCAAUGAACUAUAUUACAAAUCCAUUAAUGUCAUUACUCACCUGCCUCACAGCAUUACAUUGAUAAAUUUAGUCCAAAAGAGUCGUGCAAUUAAUGUGUCACACUUAAUGAAAUCUUCAUCCUACAAAGUGAAAAAAAAAAAAUGAACAGUACUCAAAGCAUCCUGUCAUCUAAAUUGACCACAAUUUUAAUACAUCAGCGCAAUGGAUCAGUUCUGCUGAUCACAGAAUCGUGUUUUGAUGCUUAAUUCUAGCAGAUCAACAAAAAAGAAUAAGAUCUGUCCAAACAGCAACUUUCUACGUUGAAUAUUAACCGAGAUAUCGUGCCUUGAAAAAUGAAUUUAUGAAGUCAUCCACCGCAGUAGUACAUACCAUAUUAUGCACUACCCGGGUGGAUGACGUCCAAAACCUGACUUUUCAAAGGAUGAUGUCUUGGUUAAUGUUUAACGUAGCAAGUCGCUGUUCGGAUAGAUCUCCUUAUUUUAAGCUAAUCUGCAAGAAUCAAGCAUCAAAACAGGAUUCUGCUACCAGCGCAAUUGGCCGUUAUCGGAAACACACUCAAGUUUGGAUACAACUUACAUUCUCCCUUUAUUUGCUCUGAGAUGCAGGUUUUUUUUCUUGGAAAAAUCUACUAGUUUGGCAGUAAUGAUGCUCAGUUUUCUGCCAGCCACUCCAAUUUUUGACCCAUUGGUGGAAGCUAUUGUCAAACUGAUAAAUUUUUCACCAAAAUUUUCAUCAUCUCUCUUUUAUGAAUGAAAGUCCUAAAGACAAUAUCACAUAGUGAGAAUUUUUCCAAACUUUUUGUAUAGCACAAGAUUCAUUAUACAUUGAAAAGGCAUCGUGGAAAGAAAAAUAUGAAAGAUAGCUUUAUAAGGAGUUCUUCAUAAACUGAUGAUUCAGGGGAGUGUUUCCUCUAAAUUCAAAAUAACUUUUCAGUUUGUAUACUGCACUAGUGCACUCUAUAAAAUAUCUACAAAACUAGGUAUGUAGGAUUUGAAGCCUUUGCAAAAAACGAAGUCUACUUAUCCUCAAUAGCGAAUAAUCAUAAAUGGAUUAGGCAGCUUUAAUCAACUUCAGAUACUUUAUUGUGUUUGGUUUUUGUAUUUACGAAUGCCUUUUUCACAUUUUGUAUUUGUGUAAAACUUGCUUAACCUAACUCUUUGGCAUGGCUGUGUCUUUAAAUCAGCCUUCAAUUGUAUUUAUAUUCCGUAACUUGAUUGAUGAGGGAUCAUCAUUGUAUAUAUUCUACAUAUUAAUAACAUUGUAAUAAAAAUAUAUUUUUGGAUUUAGGAAUCUUCUAUUACCCUUUUCAUUUGUAUGCUAGAAUUGUUAGUGUAAAACUUUCUUAAAACAACUAGUUGGUAAGGCCAUAUUUUCCAAUGUGACCAAAUAUGUGUAACUUGAUUGAUAAGAGAUCAUCAUUGUAUGUCAUGUUUGUACCAUAAAUAUAAAUUUCAUUCAAUGUGUUGUUAACUUUAUUACGUUUGAUCCAGUCCUCAUUAAAAAUUGGUGUUUUGUCUUUUUUCAUGUUAAUUAUUUAUCCUCAGAUUGCAGUAGCUCUGUAGUUUUAAGUAUCAACUAUUUGUAUUUCCUUGUUUUAAGUACAUAAAUUAAUUUGACACACCUCUUAUCAAUUUUAUACUCUGUACUCUCUCAGUUACAAUUGUUAAGAAAAUUAAUCGAAGAUUUUUUAUUUCAUUUUUUUUUUACUUUUGUUUUUUCAAGAUCCUUUCUUUUCAAUUUCCUUUUUUUCUUCAAACAUUCGCUUUCAAACAUAACAAAGUUUUUUCAUCUAAUAGCCUUCUAACAUAUGUAAUCAUAAACUUUGCACCUAACAGAAAAAAUAUGUACAGACAUGUUAUGAAAUGUACUUUUUUAUUAUUAUCACUUAUCAAUAGCAUAAAUUUACCGUAUGUUUACUAUUUUUGUGCCCAAGCAGACUAUUAAAUCCCUGGUGGCUGGAAUCUCUUCAAAUUGAAUCACCAAAAGAAUUUUUUUUUUUUGUUCGGUACAGAAUUAGAAGGGAGGAAAAUCCUAGCUAAUUCUUAAUUUUUUGUCAUUUGUCUCAAUGGAUUUUCUGUAAUUAAAUAUGUUAUUGAAAAGAAAAUCAGGAUCAUUGCUUCAAUACAACCAGCAAUUCCCUACACCAUGGAAUUUGACUGAUAAAAGAUCGUGUUUUGUGAAUUAUUCAAAUUAAUAUUCAUUUGAUUUUUGGAGCCUCAACUUUUAUUUCCAGCUUUAAGGGGAUAUUUUGCUCAUCCUCUAUAAAUCCAGUGCUAUCUCUGUUGUUAACUAAUUAUUUGCAAAACGUUAUAUUUUUAUAGUUGUAUGUGCCUACUCAAAGUUUUUUUGUCUGACGAUCAAACUUGUUAAUCAUUUUCCAACUUCCUUUUUUAAAAAUAAAAACAGGUACUUAAACAUUGAUUAGCAAAA